Molecule: messenger RNA, 2520 nt
Organism: Kuraishia capsulata CBS 1993
Lineage: Eukaryota; Fungi; Ascomycota; Pichiomycetes; Pichiales; Pichiaceae
Exons: 1
Coding region: 1-2520 (839 amino acids)
Biological process (GO): GPI anchor biosynthetic process
Cellular component (GO): endoplasmic reticulum membrane
Source: RefSeq, a predicted model, not a curated record
AUGUUUGCGAGAGUAUUGCUGCUAUUUACCUUAGCGGUUGCUCAACUGGUUGGGCUCUUGCUCUUUGCCAAGGGUUUUUUUCCGGGCAAAGUUGUGCUCAAGGGCAACGGAGAGUUCUACCAUGACAGUGCUCCGUUUGAACAACAGUACGACAGACUUGUUUUGAUGGUGGUUGAUGCCAUGCGGAGCGACUUUAUGUUUUCGACUGAAUCGAGGAUGAGCUUUGUUCACGAGCUGAUCAACAAGGGCGAAGCUCUGGGUUUUACGGCGUAUUCUAAUCCGCCGACGGUUACUCUCCCCAGGCUGAAAGGUAUCACCACUGGGGCCACGCCUAACUUCCUAGACGCAAUCCUAAAUAUAGCUGAAGAAGACACUUCAUCGACUUUGGGGGAUCAGGAUAGUUGGGUCAAGGAAUUGUUCAUGAAGGGGUUCAAGAUAAACAUGUUUGGAGACGAUACAUGGCUGAAGCUGUUUCCUUCGUACUUCUCCAAGACGGAUGGUACGAGCAGUUUUUACGUGGCUGAUUUUACCGAAGUUGAUCUCAACGUCACCAGGAAUUUACAAUACGAGAUUGACCACAAGAAUGAGUGGGACGCGAUGAUUUUGCAUUACUUGGGUCUCGACCACAUAGGCCACAAAGGUGGACCUACUUCACCACACAUGGCCAAGAAGCAAGGCGAGAUGGACGAUAUAGUGAAGAAGCUUUACAAUGAGAUUGUUAAGAAAGAUCCCAGGACCCUUCUGAUUGUUAUGGGUGACCACGGAAUGAACGAUAUUGGAAACCACGGUGGUUCUUCCGCUGGAGAGACUUCUGCUGCUAUGCUGUUUGUGUCUCAAAAGCUUGGAAAAGUGAGACAAAUCCAGGAUCUUGCUCCUCUUUCGGUUGAUGAAGACUUCAGCUACUUCAAGAGAAUUCAGCAGAUUGAUCUUGUGCCCACCUUGGCUGCGCUGUUUGACUUCCCAAUACCGAAGAACAAUCUGGGUGUGUUCAUCGAAGACUUCCUUCCUCUCUUCAAGAAGGAUCGCUCUCUGAAUGUGCUGUUGCAAAACGCGUACCAAAUGCGUGUUUUAUUGGAGAGAGGCGGUAUUGACCUUGAAAAGGGGGAUUCUGCCCUGUCCAAGGCAUGGCUAGAAGCGUCUACUACGAAGACUUCCAGCUCAAUCUAUGAAUUCUUGAAGGAAGCCCAAGAUGAACUGGCAGGGGCCUCUUCAAACUACAACUAUAACGAUAUAUACCUGGGUCUGGCGCUGUUUGCGAUGGCAGCUGUUGUUCAUCUCGUUCAAUAUGUGGUGCUGUUCUCGGCUAAUAAGAUCACAGGGUUCGUGUAUCUGAUCGGGUUCGUGCUUUACGCAGCCAGUUUCUUUGGUUCUUCUCUUAUUGAAGAGGAGCACCAAGUGUGGUGGUGGCUGGCCAUUUCAUCCUGUGCCAUUCUGUUCGGAUUGCAGAUCCGCUCAGGGACUAAAGGUUCAGUUUUCACCUCUCUAUUAGUCUUGUUUCUUGCUCGUUUACUAAGAGGCUGGAACAAUAGUGGGCAAAAGUUCAAUCUCACCACCAACGUGAAGAUCGGCUCUAUUAUUGAUGGUGAAAAGUCUCUUGGAUUGGGAAUGACUCUCUUUACAUGUUAUCUCUUUUCUUCUGCUGUCACUAAAAUGUCAAGAGCACAAGAAGUAGUGGAGUUGGUUUCGUUUCUGAGUUCGUUUCUGCUUGGUUCAAUUGCUGCUUCUAUCAAAAUUCUGACCAACUACGAAGAUCUCGAAGAAACUCCAAAGUUCUUGAGACCACUCGUGAUUUGGAUAAUGGACAAUCUUGAUACAGUCAGCCCUCGUGCUUGUCUGGUUCCAAUGUUUCAGCUAUUUUACAUGACUUUGGGAUGCGUUCUGGCAGCCAGACUGAUGAUCCACCGGGUCUGGCCAGAACGGUUUGCAGGCUCUUUCUUUAGCGACCUGUUGCACACCGUGACCAUCUUGUUAAUAGUACAAGCAUCUCAGAGGAAUGUGCCUCUGUUUGUCAUUUUGCUCCUUCUGAGAUGGGCCGUCGGAACUAGUAUCUCUCGGGCUACAUCCGGUCUCAGUGCAAUCUCCAACAUCACCGUCUUCAGCAUCAUCUUGCAGCAUCUUUCGUUUUUCUCAUCCGGAAGCACAAACUCGUUGUCAACAGUUGACUUGACUAACUCAUUCAAUGGCGUGUCGGACUAUGGGCUGAUUUCCGUGGGAGUCCUCACAUACAUCUCCAACUUUGGAGGGCCUCUUUUCGUCAUACUCAGCUCUCUGGUCCUGCUGUACGAAUACCGCCACAAAGACGUUUCCGACAAGUUUGACGUUUUCUACCGCAAAUCUGUGAUCCAGUUUACAUUCUACUCCAUCGCAGGUAUUUUCCUUAUGGUUGCCUGCUACUCGCUUAGAUUCCACCUUUUCAUCUGGACAGUCUUCAGCCCCAAGGUGUUGUACUUCUUGAGCUGGUUCGCCACGAACGUGGUGGUGGACUUUGUGCUGGGGCUUGUUCUUGUGGCUCUGUGGUGA